GAGCUCUGAUUCCAGGACUUAUUUCUCUACCCCUGUGGAGGGAGAAGUGGGUGGAGAUGAAACAGCUUGAUGGGGCUCAGCCAACCAGAAAACGUCAGAAGGGGCAUCUCUGUGGCUGGAAAAGAAAACGCUAGAACAGUGUUAGGACCAACACAGCCCAGAAAGCCCCAGCCUACGCGGGACUGGGGACAGGAGGAGGAAACUAAAACGGAGAUACCAUAAUCGCCUUCCUCUUAGUGGUGUUGUUUGGAAAUAGGCUGCGGGAUGGCAGUCUUUUGGGUCACUGGGGCCCCUGGGAUGGCAGCUCUGAUGAAGUCCCUGGCGAUGCUGAGCUUCCCUUUGGCUCAGGGCAGAGACACCCCAGAGCUGUACGUGUACCAGAGGAGGAGUGACUGCUAUGAGUUCAACGGGACGCACCGCUACCUGGAGCGAUACAUUUACAACAGAGAGGUGUACGUCCAAUUCGACAGUGCCGUGGGGGUGUUUGUGGCUGUGACGGAGCUGGGGCGCCAAACUGCCAAGAACUGGAACAUCCAGAGGGACUUCCUGGAACUGAGACAGAGCGCGGUGGACACGGUGUGCAGACACAACUAUGAGUUGGACAAGGGUUUCACCCUGAAGCGCACAGUCCCACCUAAAGUGAACGUCUCCCCCUCCAAGAAGGAGGCCCUGCAGCCCCACAGCCUGCUUAUCUGCCACGUGACAGAUUUCUAUCCAGGCCACAUUCAAGUCCGCUGGUUCCUGAAUGGACAGGAGGAAACAGCUGGGGUUGUGGCCACCAACCCGAUCCAUAAUGGAGACUGGACCUUCCAGCUCCUCGUGAUGCUGGAAAUGAGCCCUCAGCAGGGAGACGUCUACACCUGCCACGUGGAGCACCCCAGCCUGGACAGACCUGUCACCGUGGAGUGGAAGGUGCAGUCGGAUUCCGCCCGAAGCAAGAUGCUGACCGGAGUCGGGGGCUUUGUGCUGGGGCUCAUCGCCCUCGUAAUGAGCUUCAUUCUCCACUUUCAAAGAUGGCGAGGCAGGAAACUUCUGGAAAGUGGUUGGUAUUGCCUUUCUACUGUCUCAUUCUAUUCUCCAGGUUCCAAGAUUGAGGCUUUGUCCUUGGGGACCGGCACGAUCAAGGCGGCGCCCUCGGGGAUCUGGAUCCGCCCGGAGGAAGAAGUACGGGGAGCUGGAGCUGCCUACCCGGCGCUGCCUACUGGGACUCCGGGUCCCGGGCGCAAGUGA
Messenger RNA from Camelus dromedarius (Arabian camel), 1230 nucleotides. Its product is annotated as HLA class II histocompatibility antigen, DP beta 1 chain. NCBI's taxonomy places the organism in Eukaryota, Metazoa, Chordata, Mammalia, Artiodactyla, Camelidae. Gene Ontology annotation, biological process: immune response; antigen processing and presentation. The record is from RefSeq and is a predicted model, not a curated record. The transcript is spliced from 6 exons. Bases 265 to 1230 code for a protein of 321 amino acids. Gene Ontology annotation, cellular component: membrane; MHC class II protein complex.